Seriola dumerili (greater amberjack) is the source of this 1273-nucleotide messenger RNA. RefSeq names its product thiosulfate sulfurtransferase-like. Lineage: Eukaryota; Metazoa; Chordata; Actinopteri; Carangiformes; Carangidae. Gene Ontology annotation, molecular function: thiosulfate-cyanide sulfurtransferase activity. Gene Ontology annotation, cellular component: mitochondrion. The coding region runs from base 1 to 876 and encodes 291 amino acids. The record is from RefSeq and is a predicted model, not a curated record. The transcript is spliced from 2 exons. Gene Ontology annotation, biological process: transsulfuration.
AUGGGAGUACAGACUCUGGUCUCUGGGAAAUGGCUCGCUGACAUGGUCCGACGGAAUGUCGCCGGGCCUCGGCUGCGGAUCCUGGACACGUCCUGGUACCUGCCGAUGAUGAAACGCGACGGGAAGAAGGAGUUUGCACAGUCUCACAUCCCGGGAGCGUCUUUCUUCGAUAUCGACGAGUGCUCGGACAGAACCUCGAGGUUCGACCACACGCUGCCCUCCGAGGAGCUCUUCGCGGACUACGUUGGGAGUCUCGGGGUCGGAGGUGACAGCCAUGUGGUUGUCUAUGACGCCAGUGACUUCGGGGCAUUUUCCUGCACCAGGGUCUGGUGGAUGUUCCGCUUGUUCGGCCACCCGGAGGUGUCGGUGCUGAACGGGGGUUUCAGAAACUGGGUGAGAGAGGGUCACCCAGUCACAGGGAAGCUCACCCGGCCUGAGCGCGCCCACUUCCCCGCCACCAUGAACCGCUCCUGGGUCAAGUCAUUCGAGGACAUGACAGAAAACAUCGCGACUCAGAGCUUCCAGGUGGUGGACGUCAGGCCCUACGCGAGGUUCCAUGGGGAAGAGCCAGAACCAAGAGAGGGUGUCCAGCCGGGUCACAUCCCCGGCUCCAGGUGCAUGCCGUUCUUCAGGUUUCUGGAUGACGAGGGCAUGAUGCUGUCCCCACAGGAGCUGAGGAAGUUCUUUGAGAAGUCACAAGUGGACUUGAGCAAGCCCAUCUGUGGCUCCUGUGGCUCUGGGGUGACCGCCUGUCACAUGGUGCUGGCUGCCCACCUGUGUGGGGCCCCGGGGGCGUCGGUGUAUGAUGGAUCCUGGUACGAGUGGUUCACCAAGGCCCCGCCAGAGCACAUCGUCUCCACGGUCAAACGCUCUUAGGAAAAAAGAGAACUUUUAUGUGACUGAUUGAACCUUAAUGAAAGAUGAGAUUCACCUCAGAAAUGAGCAUAGGUUUAUAAAUCAAUGAUGUCUGGAUGCCUUUAGGACGAUUUGAAUGUACAAACAACAUAGAAGUAGGUCUGAGGCUUUUUAAUAUUUUUACAUUUAUAUAAUCAGGAGAUUAUAUAAAUGAGAAUAAUUGUAUAUUCUGAACAAAAUCUGGUGUCAAAACACAUCCUGCUACUGUCCUCUGGAGGAAGGGCACAACCUGCUGGUGCUUUAGGAGAUGUGCACUUUUAAAACGUGGCUUGGCUGAAUUUGUAAAUCCAGUUUUAUGCAACUUGUGUGUUAUGAAACACCUUUUGUAGCUAAAUAAAUGAGCUUCAGUGAGUUUUGA